UGCGCAGUGUCCGAACGUCGCUCUCGUGCGCGGCGCCGUGAUCGACGUACUUCGCCGUUGCCGUUUGUUCCUAUUCCUUCUUCUCUGCAGCGCCUUCUUUCCCGCCGCCGAGAUGCCGCGGAUAAUGAUUAAAGGGGGCGUGUGGCGAAACACCGAGGAUGAAAUUCUUAAAGCAGCUGUAAUGAAAUAUGGAAAAAACCAAUGGUCUCGUAUUGCCUCACUGUUGCACAGAAAAUCAGCAAAGCAGUGCAAAGCCCGAUGGUAUGAAUGGCUGGACCCAAGUAUAAAGAAGACUGAAUGGUCACGAGAAGAAGAAGAGAAAUUGCUGCAUUUGGCUAAACUUAUGCCAACCCAGUGGAGAACUAUUGCACCAAUUAUUGGAAGAACAGCUGCUCAGUGCUUGGAACACUAUGAGUUCCUACUAGAUAAGGCCGCACAAAGAGACAAUGAGGAAGAAACUGCUGAUGAUCCUCGCAAACUUAAACCAGGAGAAAUUGAUCCAAACCCUGAAACGAAGCCAGCUAGGCCAGAUCCUAUUGAUAUGGAUGAAGAUGAACUUGAGAUGCUUUCUGAAGCAAGGGCUCGUUUGGCUAACACUCAGGGAAAGAAAGCCAAAAGGAAAGCAAGAGAAAAGCAGUUGGAAGAAGCUAGACGCCUUGCUGCACUCCAGAAGAGGAGGGAACUUCGAGCUGCAGGGAUUGAGAUCCAGAAAAAAAGGAAAAAGAAAAGAGGAGUGGACUACAAUGCAGAAAUCCCAUUUGAGAAGAAGCCUGCUCCAGGUUUUUAUGAUACAUCAGAAGAAAAUUACCAAGCCCUGGAUGCAGAUUUUAGGAAGCUAAGGCAACAAGACUUAGAUGGGGAACUAAGAUCAGAGAAGGAAGGAAGAGAGAGAAAGAAGGACAAGCAGCAACUGAAACGGAAAAAGGAAUCUGAUUUACCAUCAGCAAUUCUUCAGACUAGUGGUGUGUCAGAAUUCACUAAAAAAAGAAGUAAACUGGUGCUUCCAUCUCCUCAGAUUUCAGAUACAGAACUUGAAGAAGUAGUAAAAGUUGGCCAAGCAAGUGAGAUUGCGCGUCAAACAGCAGAGGAAUCUGGUAUCACAAACUCUGCUUCCAGCACACUCUUGUCAGAGUACAAUGUUACCAACAACAGCAUUGCCCUUCGAACACCCAAAACACCAGCAGCACAGGACAGGAUCCUACAGGAAGCUCAGAACUUGAUGGCUCUUACUAAUGUUGACACUCCAUUGAAAGGUGGUCUUAAUACACCCCUCCAUGAAAGUGACUUCUCUGGGGUAACACCACAGAGACAAGUUGUUCAGACACCAAAUACUGUGCUUUCUACUCCCUUCAGGACUCCUACUCAUGGAGCUGAAGGCCUAACUCCUCACAGUGGGAUGACUCCAAAACCAGUGGUGGGAGUCACUCCAGGCAGAACACCAUUGCGUGAUAAACUGAAUAUUAAUCCUGAAGAGGGAAUGGCAGAUUACAGCGAUCCAUCAUAUACAAAGCAUAUGGAAAGAGAAUCCCGUGAAAAUUUGCGCCUAGGGCUUAUGGGACUUCCUGCUCCAAAGAAUGACUUUGAAAUAGUUCUACCAGAAAAUGCAGAAAAGGAACUUGAGGAUCAUAAUGCAGAUGAAACAUACAUUGAAGAUGCAGCAGAUGCGGAUGCUCGCAAACAGACCAUUCGGGAAAUGGAGCGUAUAAAAGCUCUAAAACGGAUGCACAAGGCAGUUCAGAAAGAUCUGCCAAGACCUUCUGAAGUUAAUGAAACAAUCCUGAGACCUUUAAAUGUAGACCCACCUCUGACAGAUUUACAGAAGAGUGAAGAACUGAUUAAGAAAGAGAUGAUCACCAUGCUUCAUUUCGACCUUGUUCAUCAUCCUUAUGGAGAACUUGCAGGAAACAAAAAAGGGAAAGUCCCAGGAUUUGGAACCAGCAGUACAGAGCACUUAGCUUACCUUGAACAGAAUCCUUAUGAGAAGAUCUCAAAGGAAGAUCUCAAGAGGGCUGAAGAACUCUUGGCUCAAGAAAUGGAAGUAGUGAAGCAAGGGAUGGGACAUGGGGAGCUUUCAAGUGAAGCUUAUAACCAGGUGUGGGAAGAAUGUUACAGCCAGGUAUUAUUCCUUCCUGGACAGAAUCGCUACACACGAGCUAACUUGGCCAGUAAAAAAGACAGAAUUGAAUCACUUGAGAAGAGACUAGAGUGCCCAGUCACUGGGAAGACUGCUUUUCACCUUGUACUAAAGCCUGCAUCCAUGAAGCAAUUAAUACAAGAGCUUUGCAAAGAAAAGAACUGAUACUAGGCCAUCCACGCCUGUCAUCUACAGUGGUGCAUUGUCAUCUUUAAGUUGUUUCACAGUAUAUGUGGAAGUCAUGUCUGCCAUGACUACAAUGUAUUAUUGUUUCUCCUGUUCAAUAGGCAACAUGUGUGAUUCUAAAGAGGUGGGGAUCAUAUAGUGGGGACCAACUUUGAGAAAACAACAGGGGGGACAGAUUGUUUGUGGAUAUUUUAUUAAAGAAUUGACUGUGCAAGGAAACUGUCACCAAAACCCACCUUCAAUGGCCAAAUAAAAUUUGCAUUGGCCCUCAUUUCAUUGUAAAAGAACCUCAUAGUAUAAGAUAUAUUUCCAUUCACUGCUGGCCAGCAGAGUGCACUAUUGCCCUAUGGAAUAUUCAUGAUAGGCUCAUGACAGCCCAAGAUGAACUGUUAAUUGCUUUCUUAUAUGUACAUCAACACAUUUUUUUCUUAUAAAAUCGGCAUGGUGCCUUAAAUAUUUGCUCCUCUCCUGUGGUAGCAUAGGUUAAGGCUGUAAUCCUGUAGACAGCUACUUGGGAGUAACUGGAGUAAGCCCACUUUUAUUAAGCCAUUUAUACAUGUUAUUAAUAUAUCCAUUAAAGAAGGAAAUGGUGACCGAUGGGGGCAGAGCAUGGGUCACCAGAGGUAGUUGCAAGAGAUCACCAAAGGUAGAGCUGUCAGUGGUACCACACCAACAACUCUUUCCACAUUUUGCUACUCUAGUGAAAACUGAGGCAUGCACAUUAAUGUAAAGAUCAGCAGUGCAAACUAAUAUUUUGAGGAAGCAUUCUUAAAAAUUAACCUAGAAGACACCACAAGUUUUAGAAAGAACCACAGGAUCCAGGGGCUACCAAAGCCUUUGAAAACAAAUUGCGAACCCCACAGAUCAGACCCACAGGGAUUUAAAAAACAGAAUUCCCACUUUGUGUGUGCAUAGGACUGUACUUGAGGAUAUAGCUUCAGUUUACUUAAUGUCAGUUUCACAUGCCUCCCCUCCAUGUCCUCUUUAGUACUUCUCUGAGGUCUUCCCACCUUAAAAAGCAGUCCACAUGGUUUUUUCCAUGCUUUUUGUGAGAAGUGGUUUAGAACUCCCAUUCCCAUCUCAAACUUGAAAGCCAGGAUUUCAAGACUCUCCCUUUGGCCCUUGAGACAAUAGGGGGCCGUUGGAUUGUUCCCUUCAUAAACAACUCAGAUUUCUAGUCUUCGCCAAAGCUGAAUGAUUCACUGACUGUUAUUUCUUUCCAAGAGUCCAUUUUCCAGGGAUUUUUAAAGCUAAAAGAAUAUCCUAAGUAGGGUAAUCUGGUGGAGCUGUGAACUAAGUCCUGUAUGCUUCUUUAACACCAAAUCCUAAGCACUGAGCUUUGUUAUUGCCUGUAGAUUAACUAUGCACCAGCCAAAGCCUAGCAAACCACUUGUGCAACAGUGAUGCUUGAGAAAAAAUUACAUAGUCUCAUUGCUACUUGCUGUAAUAGUGGACUCUUUUUUAAAGCAGUGCGGCACAUUGUGUUCUUCAGUUGUGCCUCCUUCUCAGUCUUACAAGCCACAUCAUAAUUUCAGUUGCUAGAACACAGUGCAGUAUUCUGUAUCUGGAUGUCCUGGGUUUCUGAAUGCAACUGGAAGUCGGCACAAACUGGUGUGUUUUGUCAUAUUUGGUAUCAAUUGAAAAUCUUUACUAAAAAUGUGCAGCUUAGUCACAAGUAUGGCUUGGCCAAACUAGUACACCUGGAAGUGUUUUCAUUGGAUAAGUUUGCUGAGGAGGAAUGUGAGUUGAACAGCUAAUGUACAGACCAGCAGGUCAUUCUGCAGAUUUGCCCCACGUCAUGGAGAAUGUACAUAUCAUAUAUUCAUGAAGACAGAAUUGUACACAUUUCCUUUUCUACUCAAGAUGUAUAGUUUUUGAAGCUAGUUCAUCCCUUGACAUUCUUGUAUAUUCCCUAGGAAUCAUAAUCUCCAUGAAACACUGGAGAAUGUGGGUACUUUGGCAUGAUCUGAUCAGAAUUUUGUAAUUUGUCCAUGCAAUAAGCAUAGUCUCCAAGGAAUCUCAGAGAAUGUGCAGGAAUCAGCAGGAUAAUGGGAAGAAAUUUGUUCAUAGUUCAUGUAAUGUAUUUUUCAAGUGAUGUUAGAGAAUGUUGAUAUAUAAUUAGUAACCUGAAUGUUUAAUUCUACACACUGGUGCCAUCUCAAAAUAAAUUAAUCUCUAAACAC
Messenger RNA from Varanus komodoensis (Komodo dragon), 4503 nucleotides. RefSeq names its product cell division cycle 5 like (gene CDC5L). Gene Ontology annotation, molecular function: RNA polymerase II transcription regulatory region sequence-specific DNA binding; DNA-binding transcription factor activity, RNA polymerase II-specific. The transcript has 15 exons. The record is from RefSeq and is a predicted model, not a curated record. The coding region runs from base 113 to 2299 and encodes 728 amino acids. Gene Ontology annotation, cellular component: Prp19 complex; spliceosomal complex. Gene Ontology annotation, biological process: regulation of transcription by RNA polymerase II; mRNA splicing, via spliceosome. NCBI's taxonomy places the organism in Eukaryota, Metazoa, Chordata, Lepidosauria, Squamata, Varanidae.